Lolium rigidum is the source of this 1480-nucleotide messenger RNA. Its product is annotated as vacuolar protein sorting-associated protein 26A-like. The coding region runs from base 143 to 1057 and encodes 304 amino acids. Gene Ontology annotation, biological process: intracellular protein transport; retrograde transport, endosome to Golgi. The transcript is spliced from 11 exons. The record is from RefSeq and is a predicted model, not a curated record. NCBI's taxonomy places the organism in Eukaryota, Viridiplantae, Streptophyta, Magnoliopsida, Poales, Poaceae. Gene Ontology annotation, cellular component: retromer complex; endosome.
AACCCCGACCCGGCAGUUGACGUCCAGCUGCAACAAGUCCCUCCGUCAGAGACGCCGGCGAUCUCCCCCCUCCGGCGACGGCCACCAUCCUCGUCCACCUCCUCCGCGUCGCCCCCGCCUUGGUUUCUUCUCCGACGCCACCAUGAAUUACAUCAUCGGCGCCUUCAAGCCUCCCUGCGACAUCUUCGUCACCUUCUCCGAUGAGAGGAGCCGGAAGCAGGUGCCAGUCAAGAAGGAUAAUGGGAAGACGGCGAUGGUGCCGGCGUUCCAGAGCCUGGAGACGAUAGCCGGGGAGGUGUCGAUAGCUCCUGUACCGGGUAAAAGGAUUGAGCACAUGGGUGUUAAGAUUGAGCUGCUUGGUCAGAUAGAGUUGUAUUUCGACAGAGGAAACUUCUAUGACUUCACUUCAUUGGUGCGUGAGUUAGAUGUUCCUGGUGAAAUAUAUGAACGGAAGACAUAUCCAUUUGAGUUUUCUACUGUUGAAAUGCCAUAUGAGUCAUACAAUGGAACAAAUGUCAGACUGAGGUACAUCCUGAAAGUAACGGUUGGUAGAAACUAUGUUGGCAAUAUUGUCGAAAGUCGGGAUUUCUGUGUAAGAAACUAUUCUCCUCUUCCUUCAAUCAACAACAGUAUCAAGAUGGAAGUUGGAAUUGAAGAUUGCUUGCAUAUUGAGUUCGAGUACAGCAAAAGCAAGUACCAUCUUAAGGAUGUGAUUGUUGGAAAGAUCUAUUUUCUUCUAGUCAGGAUAAAGAUAAAAAACAUGGAGCUUGAGAUUCGGCGUCGGGAAUCAACAGGAUCAGGUCCUAACACAUAUGUUGAGACUGAGACACUUGCGAAAUUUGAGCUGAUGGAUGGUGCCCCAGUUAGAGGAGAAUCUAUUCCGGUAAGGCUAUUCUUGACGCCAUAUGAGCUAACCCCAACUUACCGCAACAUAAACAACAAGUUCAGUGUCAAGUACUACCUCAACCUGGUCCUCGUGGACGAGGAAGACCGGAGAUACUUCAAGCAGCAAGAGAUCAACAUGUUCCGCCUUGACGAAACCCCACAGCCUUCAUAGACUCCUGCUGUGAUCUAGGACUGGCCUGAGUUGUUUUGCGCAAGAGUCGGUAACUUGGCAUGAUGUACCUUCCUGUAUAUAACUCUCCAGGAGAGCAUGCAGCAGUUCCUGUGUACCAUCUCUUGUCGCCUUUGUGACACCUUUUUACUCCAACCUGGUUAGGAUACAACCAUGGAAAUGAUGGUAUUUCUGACUUUCCGCCAUGAUCUUUUUCGCGCUCUUCUGAAACAUUUGUUUUUCUUAGACGUGUGUGAGACAGUUUGGGAUAACCGUGCCUGUUGCUAUUUGUGCUUCAUGGUGUUUUAGUUCAUUUGAAGUCAAUUAUGAUGUAGUAAAGAUAUCAAUGAUCAAAAAAUAAUAAUUAGUAAGUACUAGUACUAUUGUAAUGUGUUUUGAAGUCAGAGAUUGUAACAUUUUGCAUCA